Lodderomyces beijingensis is the source of this 1482-nucleotide messenger RNA. The record is from the annotation of a GenBank genome assembly. NCBI's taxonomy places the organism in Eukaryota, Fungi, Ascomycota, Pichiomycetes, Serinales, Debaryomycetaceae.
AUGCAGAUUCAGUUUGUUAUAUCGACAUUCUUUGUCUCGAGAGUCCUAUCUGCCAAAGUGCUAGGAGUGAGUCCCGAGAACCAGCACCUCUACGCUCCACAAGUGGCUAAAGAUGGAUCUGAAUAUUGGCAUUGUCUAAAUGACACAUCAAUCAGACUCAAUUACGAUCAGAUAAAUGACGAUAUCUGCGAUUGUCCCGAUGGAUCGGAUGAGCCUGCAACUAAUGCAUGUCCCAAACCGCCAUUCAAGUUUUACUGCGCCAACGAGGGCCAUUUCCCAGGCUACAUUGAUCAAUUUAAAUUGAACGACGGCGUGUGCGAUUACGACCUCUGUUGCGACGGCUCUGACGAGUACAAAUUGGGCCAUUGCGAGAACAAGUGCCAGGAGAUCCACCGCCAGUUUGAAGAGCACAAGUCGAAAGAGAUGGAGAUGGUGGAUAAAGCACUCAAGAAGAAACAGGCGAUUCUCCGUCUCGCUAAAACCAAGAGGAAGGCCUUGACUGAUAAAUUGAAUGCCGUCAGGGGCCAUUUACCGGAACAAAAGAUGCAUUUGAACAAAUUGAAAAUUGAAUUGGAGACUGCUGAGAUGGCCGAGCAGGAUACUUCUUCCGUGUUUGAUGUCUUGGGUGAAGAGUUCCUGGGCCUUGUUGAAAGAAUCAAUAACCACAAGCAGGACCUUUUGAGACAAGACAAGAAGUUACGGGCAUUGGAAAAGAUAUUGGAGUCGCUUUCGCAGAAUUACAACCCAAACUUUAACGAUCAAGCCGUGAAGAACUCGAUCCACAAGUACCAGGAGUACAUUUCAAACAAGGACGACGCCGUGGUGGCGGAUAUUCAUGACACAAACGAGAUGAUGAAAAAGCUCAUUGAAAAAGCCAAGUCGAUGCCACACGGACACGAAAGCUCCAUGGACUCGCCCGUGCCCGCGCCAGUGGUACCGUCAUUGGGAUAUCUUCUUCACAACUACAUUGAUUUGUUCAAGAGAAAUUUCCUCAAUAUUCAGCCCCAGGAGUACGAAUCACGGUUCUCAAGCAAUCAGUUGCAGCCGGAAAUUGAAAAAUUGGAGCAAGAGAUAGAAAAGACCGAGCAAUCAAUUAAAGCAAUUGAAGAUAAUCUCAACAGCGAGUAUGGACCUGAUGACUUUUUGCGUGCGUUCGAUAGGGUCACACUCAAGAAGAAUUUGGGCGGGUACGAGUACAAAAUCAACCUCCUCGGCUCCAUUAUGCAAGAUGAUGUUCUCAUUGGAAGAUUCCAAGAGUUUAAAGACGGGAAAAUCUAUUUCAACAACGGCGACAAAUGCUGGAAUGGCCCUAGAAGAUCAGCCGUGGUUGAAUUCACAUGCGGACACGGCCCCGAGCUAUUAUCUGUCAGCGAGCCUGAAAAAGGCCGAUAUUUGUUCGUGGUUCAGGGUGAAUCAUGGUGUGAACCAAUUACGCAACAAGACCUCGUAAAGUCAUUCAAGAUAAACUACGACUUGUUCUAG